UUAUUUCAUCGCCAUUACCGACCUUUAUCCCCCCUUAAAACUCCUCCUCACCCCGCCAUUUCCUCAAACCCAAUUCUUAUUUCUUAACCCUCAUCUUUAUCAUCUCUUUGAAAUCUCAACUCUCUCUCUCUUCCUCUUUCUAAUCGCUGUUUAUUAAUCUGCUUUUUUGAUAAUUUAUUGUUGCGAAAAUGGCUCAGAAGACGGAGAAAGAGGAGACGGAGUUCAAGGUCGUCCGCGAGACUAUUGCGCCGUGCGUCAACAACUGCGGCGUUACCGGAAACCCUGCCACCAAUAAUCUCUGCCAGAAAUGCUUCAACGCCGUUUCCGCCUCAACGGCGACAAUUCCUCAUAAUUUCUCCGAAAAAUCUCCUAGAUCUACCGUCCGGAGAUCGUCGCCGGAAACAACGCGUCCAGGUGUGAGGAAACAGGAGGAUUGGAGGUUAGCAGGCGAAGAUGAAGCCAAGGUCGAUAGUUCUCCAGCUCCGCCUAGGAGAGAGGUGAGCCGGUGCUCUGGUUGCCGGAGAAAGGUCGGAUUAACCGGAUUCCGAUGCCGUUGCGGCGAGCUGUUCUGCGGCGAACACCGGUACUCUGACCGACACGACUGCUCCUACGACUACAAAGCUGCUGGCCGAGAGACGAUCGCCCGAGAAAAUCCAGUCGUGAAGGCUGCUAAGAUCAUCAAACUUUAAACUAAUCUAUACAUAAACUUGGAUCUAUUCGCUGUCGUUGCUGAUAAUCGAAGGAAUUAUCUCGCUCAACGAAGAAAUGAAAGAAGAAGUGGGGAGAAAUUCGAAAUUAAUUGUCCAUUAAAAAAAACAAAUACGUUUCUAUAGUUAGUGAUUAAUCUUUAUUAGUUUUCUUGUUUUUCUUUGAAUAAUAGUAGUAGAAUUUAAAAAGGGAAAUACUGUGAUUUUACUAUUGGUAAUUAAUUUUAGUAAUUUGGAUUGUGACGUGAACCUAUGAAUUGAAAUUUUAUCCAUCUUCCUCAA
This is a messenger RNA of Ipomoea nil (Japanese morning glory), 989 nucleotides long. RefSeq names its product zinc finger A20 and AN1 domain-containing stress-associated protein 5-like. The coding region runs from base 189 to 689 and encodes 166 amino acids. The transcript has a single exon. Gene Ontology annotation, biological process: protein ubiquitination. Gene Ontology annotation, molecular function: DNA binding; ubiquitin-protein transferase activity; zinc ion binding. Lineage: Eukaryota; Viridiplantae; Streptophyta; Magnoliopsida; Solanales; Convolvulaceae. The record is from RefSeq and is a predicted model, not a curated record.